Messenger RNA from Schistocerca piceifrons (Central American locust), 690 nucleotides. Its product is annotated as CCR4-NOT transcription complex subunit 6-like. The transcript is spliced from 5 exons. Gene Ontology annotation, molecular function: protein binding. The record is from RefSeq and is a predicted model, not a curated record. The coding region runs from base 196 to 690 and encodes 164 amino acids. NCBI's taxonomy places the organism in Eukaryota, Metazoa, Arthropoda, Insecta, Orthoptera, Acrididae.
GCAGCACUCGUCUAAGUACGGAGCAUUUCGCAGGUCAACAACCAAUCCAACGAGGAAUAUUUCUCGUAGCGAACACUUUUGAUAAAUGGCGAAGCAGUGUUUGUCAAGAUAGUUUUGUUUACAAGAAAGUAAUAUCGGUGCACUCCAGCAAUAGAGGAUUUUGGUGUCUGUUCGGAGGUAGAUGAAGGUUUUAACAUGUCACGAAACCACAAGGAAAAGUACGAAGGCACCAAUUCACGGAGGGCACACACAAUCAUGUCUCCAGAGGACGCAGCUUCUGGAAAGAGAUCUGAUUGGACGGAGUUGGAGAUAACAGGGACUAUUCGCAACCUGAGUCCAAAUUUAUGGACAUUCACACACCUUACAGCAUUGUACCUGAAUGAUAAUUGCCUUUCUCGAAUUCCUCCAGACAUUUCAAAACUAGUGAAUCUUCGUACACUCGAUCUUUCAAGCAACAAAUUACGCAGCCUGCCAGCUGAAUUAGGAGACCUAAUUUAUCUCAGGGAACUUCUGCUGAACAACAACUAUCUACGGGUUCUCCCAUACGAGUUGGGGAAACUCUUCCAGCUGCAUAUUUUAGGACUCCAGGGUAAUCCUCUGACAAAGGAGAUCCUAGCCAUGUAUGGGGAACCUAAUGGAACUCAUCGGCUGCUGACCUACAUGCUGGACAACUUACAAGAGGGCAGCUAA